AGAAGACGACACCACGCGAUGGUAGUCAUGAAGAAGCCAAGCGCGUAUGACCCAUUCUUUGUCUGAGUUUCUGACAUAGUAAUGGAACGCGAUUUGUCCUUGCUCGCGGGUGCUCGCGAGAGAUCGCUCCACGUCGCUUGCCAAAGACAAUCAUUAAAUCCGGAGCGUCAAUCCGCAUUUUCUACUUCUGGAAUGGUGCCAAUUCGCAGAGAAGUUUGCUUCACCUUUUAUGGUGGCAAUUUUGAAUUGAGGAUUAUUUUGAGGGAUUUUCUUUUAUUGACUUGGAUUUUGGAGGCAGAUAAUAGAGAAAACAGUUUUCACUUCCUGGUUUUUAGAGGUUUUCUCCUUUUUGGAGUUAAAAAAAUAAUUCAGUGGAAAUAUAAGAAGUUCCAAGAGAAUAGGGGAUUAAUUUUCAUUUUGAGUUUAACAUCCUGCACGAUUUCUCCGUUCGUGGUUGGAACGGGAACGCGGGGUAGUGGAGUCAUCGUCCAGAAAGCUAGCUGUCCAAGUCGUUGCCUCGUCAAAGGUCAUUCUUCGAGUAUCGCCUUCGCGCUUUCGCCAUGUGAUCUUUCUCUGUUCAUUCGUUCGGAAGGAGAUCCGUAAAGGCUCAACAUCUCCAUUCAGUCUUCCAACAUUAAAAUCGACGGACUGUUCCCGAAGUUUAAAGAAUUGGAGAAUUGAAGAUGUUGGAGCUGAAGAUUUUUUUUUUUAAUUUUGUAUAUCGUAUUGUAUUGAUUAUGGGCCUAAGCCCUUAUCAUCUUUUACAUUUCUGUAUUUACUUUGUAUCAUUAUUUGCUUAGUUUAGGAUAGGUACAAAAUGGGUCGAAACCCAAAAACAAAAUUGGUCAGAAACCCAAAAUAGGUGGGUCCAAAAACCGGUCAAGGCGAACAGAACCCGAAUUUGUAUCUUUCUUUACUUGCUUUUGAUUACUUGUUUAAUUUAUUAGUAGUUAGUUCUAAAGGUUACGAAAA
This is a messenger RNA of Solanum pennellii, 972 nucleotides long. RefSeq lists its product as uncharacterized. Bases 82 to 603 code for a protein of 173 amino acids. The transcript is spliced from 4 exons. NCBI's taxonomy places the organism in Eukaryota, Viridiplantae, Streptophyta, Magnoliopsida, Solanales, Solanaceae. The record is from RefSeq and is a predicted model, not a curated record.